Molecule: messenger RNA, 1028 nt
Organism: Populus trichocarpa (black cottonwood)
Lineage: Eukaryota; Viridiplantae; Streptophyta; Magnoliopsida; Malpighiales; Salicaceae
Exons: 6
Coding region: 66-614 (182 amino acids)
Source: RefSeq, a predicted model, not a curated record
AAAGAAGGCAACGAAACCCUCUUUGCCUAAACCCCAAUAAAACAAAAAACCGUGCUUGAACAAUCAUGCGAAACAGAAACAGAGCUCCAAAAAAUUCAGUUACUCAGGAAAAAGAUAGUAGUAGUUACUAUGAAGGGGAACGUCUUGCUCGUUUGCUCAAAUCAAUUCACAAAGAAAUAGAAUCAACAAAAACUUUGGAAGGAAGCUCGCUUCCCGAGAAAUUUUGGUUCAAGCAACAAUUUGCAAUUGGGGUCAAUGAAGUUACUCGUGUUCUUGAACGUAUGUCGCCUGUGUCCGAGAGUGGAAGCUCCCUUCAACGGUCUCAUGCUAUCAACAAUCACAAAGUGCCUUCUGUUCACCUUCAGGCCAUAUUAAUAGCUUCUGAUUGCAACCCAAAAUGGCUAACAAGACAUCUACCAAGUUUGGCUUCGUCAAGGAAGGUGCCACUGAUCUUUGUCAAAGAUAAACGAGGAGGAUCCUUGAGAUUAGGUGAACUUGUUAAGCUAAAAACUGCAAUUGCCAUUGGAGUGAAAGCUAGAGGAAAUGCUAUCAAUGAAAUUGUGGGAAUUCUUUGCGGAAAUGAAACAAACCUUGAUACAGACAAAAUUGAAUGAGACGCCUUCCACGCCCUGUCAAUGAGCUUGCCGUCUGUACAGACGUGCAUUAAGUCAGGGUAGAAGGGCGGGAACAAUAGAACUGAAUUGGGAAUGAGCUACUGCGAUCACAAAGUUUGGCUUAUAGACAUUUUAUAAUUUUGGGCGAAUGUUUUCUCUCCCAAGAUAAUGAACAAGGUUGGCAAUCGUGGUCCAUGCUUCUUGACGUGCUUGCAGAAGAAAACUUGAGACAAAGGCUUCACUUGGUCACUUUGCUUACUAUUUCUCACAAUCCUUUGUCGGACACUUCAACAUGUCUAGUGUUAUAUCAAAUUACAAUCGAUCCAGCAUUCACUUUGAGUGCACGAGUCGACCUUCCAAGAGAUAUGGUAGUUUUUUGUACAUGUCCUCUUUUAUGCUAGGCAGUUUUCGCAA